AUGAAGUUUUUAUGUCUUUGCGGAGCAUACGGAAGCUCAGAUAAAUUUAGAGUGCAGCUUGCUCCUCUCAUUAAGGAAUUAGCGUCUGAUGAGACUGCCGAAUUAUUCUUUGCUCAUGGUCCAGUCGACGCCUUCCCUCCCGAAGGAUAUGAAGAUUAUUUCGGUCCUGGACCACAUUAUCGAUUCAUAAAGCCCGGUAACACAGAAGAAGGGGGAAGCGAUCUUCUUGAUCGCAUUCGAAACUUUCCCAAGGGUGCAACCGCAGAAGAUCAAAUGCGAGAACUAAUGAGAGGUGGAAUUGGUUCUGCAGUUCCUGUCCCAAAUGCCGAUGGCACUUAUGGUGAUGAGAGUGCACAAGACGCCAUGGAGUACUUGUACGAUAUUAUGCAAGAAGAAGGACCUUUCGACGGAAUCAUUGGAUACUCAGAGGGAGCCACAGUUGCUGGAACGCUACUGUUGCACGAACAAAAAAGAUUCGAAGUCGAGGGAAGAACACCAAUGUUCAAGUGUGCUAUAUUCUUUGCCGGGUGGCCUCCAAUGACACCAGAAUUUGAUGGAAUCGUUCUUGCGGAUGAAACCGAUUUGACAAUCACCAUUCCAACCGUCCACAUCAUUGGCUCGUUAGACCCAUAUCUUGCAGGAUGUAUUUCGCUCUACAAUGUAUGCGAUAUGGACAAUGCGUACCUCUUUGAUCAUGGAAAAGGCCACACAUUGCCCAGAGAUCCAGAGACAGUCCGAGAGCUUGGCAACAUAAUACGCACUAUGGGCUCGAACAUUGGUCUUUUGUGA
Messenger RNA from Botrytis byssoidea, 789 nucleotides. RefSeq lists its product as uncharacterized. The coding region runs from base 1 to 789 and encodes 262 amino acids. Lineage: Eukaryota; Fungi; Ascomycota; Leotiomycetes; Helotiales; Sclerotiniaceae. The transcript has 4 exons. Gene Ontology annotation, cellular component: cytoplasm; nucleus. The record is from RefSeq and is a predicted model, not a curated record.